GGGUUGUUGUUGGUUUUCCCCGCCUGUUGCUUUCAGUUCCUUCUGUCUCUCCUCAGGCAUAAAGGUAAAAUCUCACUGAAUUCUGUCAUUAAAAGCCUAUUUGUGAAACAGCUUUCGACUUGACCUGAAAUAAGGUUUGUGUUUGUGUGAAGAUGUCGGACCCCGAGACCCAAAACCAGCCUCUCCUGGCAGCUACCAACCAGCAGGCAGCCUUCAAUGCACAGGGUGGCCGCUCCUCCCGGGCCUAUAAGGUGGCAGGUAUAACCCUGUUGGCCUGUGUCCUGAUUGUGGGCCAGGCGAUGAUCGCCUACUUCCUCCUCAGCCAGAGGGGUGAAAUCACGUCUCUGAAGGAGCAAAGCAACAACCUGCAGUCACAAAUGACGAAGGGAAGAUCUGGUGAGGAGGCCAAAUAUAGGUCUAACUUUCAUUUAUUGCCGAUGCACAUGCCCAUGAACGCCUUGCCCGAGCUAAUGGAUGUGGACGAGGAGGCUUCCACUGGAGUCCCAGAAAAAAAUGUCCCUCUGCAGGCCACUGACUGCCAGCUGGAGAAAGCUGGUGUGAAGCCUGUGCAGGUCCCUGGUUUCCGCCCCGUCUGUGACGAGCGUGGCCUCUACCAGGCCCAGCAGUGCUUUAAACACCACUGCUGGUGUGUGAACCCAGUCAACGGGCUAGAGGUCGUUGGAUCCCUGAGGAAAGGACAGGCCAGUUGCGGUGCACCUGUCUUCACUGGUGCCAUGAGCAAACUGUUGACUGUGCCUGAUGAAGCAGUCUGAUACUGCGUUGAUGAAAACGAGAGACGAGCAACAGAAGAACAUCUUCAUCUAAACUUCUAAUCACCAUCAUAUUUGUAGUAUUUGAUAAGCUAAUGGGGUUAUAUAUACUGCUGAUAAAUUCACAAAUUAUAUAAUUAUCUGCUUGCUAUCACCUUAUCAGUUUAUAGCAACUCAUCUGCAACUAAUAUUAUAUGCGCAUUGAUUACUUUGCAUCUCCAUCAUAUAUAGCUCAAAGUUAAGGAUUUUAAAAUAGUUUGUUUUGCAACCUUCAAAUGUUUUAUUUAGAUUUUGUCCCAUUUGAUUAAAAAAACAUUUGCCAUGUUGGGAAGAUUGUAAAGAACAGCACAUUUUUAAUAUAUUUUGAAUAUUUAGAUUAACGGUGUGGUCACUUGAAUCUGUAGCCAAAGUUAAGCAGAUGAAACUGUGAUUCAAAUACACACACAUGCACACGCACACACACACACACUAAACACAUUUAGGUGCAAUCAGAAACCAGGAAUACUUCACUCUUGAGACAACUGUAAACUGUAUUUCCACCAUUUAUUUUACAACCCAAAUAAAACUCUUAAAGACA
Messenger RNA from Perca fluviatilis (European perch), 1347 nucleotides. RefSeq lists its product as uncharacterized. Gene Ontology annotation, molecular function: MHC class II protein binding; macrophage migration inhibitory factor binding. Gene Ontology annotation, cellular component: membrane. The transcript is spliced from 9 exons. The coding region runs from base 153 to 773 and encodes 206 amino acids. The record is from RefSeq and is a predicted model, not a curated record. NCBI's taxonomy places the organism in Eukaryota, Metazoa, Chordata, Actinopteri, Perciformes, Percidae. Gene Ontology annotation, biological process: antigen processing and presentation; immune response; intracellular protein transport.